UUUCUUUUUCCAUCUUUAUCCUAUAAUAAUAAAACCUCCUUUUCCUGUUGAGCUUUAAUUUUGUAUUGAUGAUCAAACCUUCAAUAUGAGUUCAGUCUCAUUUCCUUCCCCUCCGUACCACCAGACAACGACCUCAAAUCCCUUUCUGCUCAUCUCCCAAAGAAGGAUUCGGCAUAGGCCUUCCCUUCGUAAAAUUAAUCUUGGUGGAAUAACCAAUGUUUCUAGCAAUUUUGAGUCACCGCAAUAUCUAAGGCAGUCCUUGAUUCCGGCGAGUUAUCCUUCACGACAGAGAGGCCUAUUUCUAGUGCCACCGGAUGCCAAGAUCAAGAGUUCAGGUUCAGGAGAGGAGGAUUCAUCAGGAGCCUUGGAAACAGUUCUCAAGCUUUACUCAGCAAUCAAGAACAAAAAUAUACGCGAAUUAUCUGAUGUUAUUGACGAUGAAUGCCAAUGCAUCUGCAAUUUCUUCUCAUCUUUUCAACCUUUACAAGGAAAAAAGCAAGUGCUUGAUUUUUUCACUUCUUUGAUCAAGUAUUUGGGAAAUCACAUCGAAUUUGUAGUGCAACCGACAUUGAAUGAUGGCAUGGUUGUUGGCAUCCAUUGGAGAUUAGAGUGGAAUAAAACUCAUAUGCCUUUGGGAAAGGGUUUCAGCUUCUAUACUUGCCAAACCUACCAUGGAAAAGUGAUGAUAAGGUAAUGCAUCACAAAAAACUAGGCCAAAUACGCACUUGACAAGUGAUGAUUUUCAUCAGACAUUUUUAGUUUUUCCUUUCGUAAUGCUAACAUCUGGACAAUAAUUCAGGCAUGUGGAAAUGAUCAUGGAACCACUCCUUCAUGUGGAACCUUUGAGGCUAGUAAGUGAUUUUCAAAAUUUUCUUCCUUAUUUUCAGGAUGUUAAAUGUAGCUGAGUAGACAUUUGAAAUUUAGAAUCGACCUAUUCCUUCUAAUGUAUCGUGUUGUUUUCUAUAUCAUUUUUUUGCAGAAAAUAAUCGGAUAUCUGACGACCACAAUGGACAAAAUAAGCUCUGGCGAAUCAUCCAAAGCCUGGAAAAAGGGAGUUCUCUGUGCAAUACUCGCUCUGUUGUUUACAGCUGCCAUUCUGGUUUUCUCAAAGCUGUACUAGAUCCCAAUAUAAGAGUCCAGCGGAUGCUUCUUAUUCUUCAUCCCUUGUAUGACUAUCAUUGCAAAAAGGAAGUUCUAUGUGAUGCCAUCAACAAUAACAAGAUUUAAGAACACAUUGCCGCCCAAACAGUCCCAACAAGAGAAAUGAAGUGUGGGUCUCUUAUUGUUCUUCAGCGUGCUUUAAGGGGCUCUUCCUUUUUGAAAGGAUUUUAAAAUUGAACUGCAUUCAUAAUAUUUUGUAACUUUAAUUUAAAAAAA
Messenger RNA from Durio zibethinus, 1377 nucleotides. NCBI's taxonomy places the organism in Eukaryota, Viridiplantae, Streptophyta, Magnoliopsida, Malvales, Malvaceae. The record is from RefSeq and is a predicted model, not a curated record.